AUGCCAGGCAAAGCACGAGGACGUGGAGGAGCCGGCAGCACCGGCUUACACACAGCUGAUGAUCAUUCCGAAUCAGAAGAAGAAAACGACUUGAGACUUGAUGACAUACUACAUGAAAUAAAAGAAUUCCAUGCUGAAACAGGCAAAAACCUUGGAGUAAUAAAACAAGAAGUGACCGAAUUGCGUGAAAGCUUUGGACAUUUAAGCAUGGAUGCAGCAGAGUCAAGAAUCGCGGAAGGUGAGAAUUGUCAAAACGCAAUGACAAAGGCGCUGCUGCACAGCAUGCGUCUUGAGAAACAAUUGGAAGAAAGAUGUGAGCAAAUGGAAUCUCAUUCCCCCAAGUGCAAUGUGAGAAUACAUUCUGUGUGUGAGAAAAUAACAGAGAGAGGCGACAUGGUGAAGUUUGUCAAGGAAAUCAUCCGGGAUAAACUUGGCAUGGGCCUUGAAAAAAUCAGCAUAGCAGCAGCGCACAGGAUCGGGAAAAAGACAAGAACAGAGGAUCGGCCCAGGUCAAUAAUAGUCCGUUUUCAGAAUGAGAACAUGAAACAGCGUGUGUUACGGGCGGCAUGGGAGACAAAGGACCUUAAGAUCAGAGACAAGAGGAUUUAUUUCGAGGAGGACUUCACUGACCGCAUUUAUAAGGAACGUGGACAAUGUGGAAGAAAACAACUCCUAGAAAAGAACAUAAAGUCAAGAAUUGUGUACCCCGCUAAAUUGAAAGUAUUUGAGAAGGAUGGACAAUACAAGUUGUUUGAUAACCCGCAAGCAGCAGCAGAGGGCGUACAAGCGUACGGCGUUAUGGUGGAUAUCCAAGCCGCCAGACCAGACUUUGAGACUACACUAAAGGCAGCAGGAUGGCAGACAGCAGGCGCUGGGAAGAAGAGGACGAGAGAAAAUGAAGAUGAACUAAUGGCAAGUGUCAAGACACUACUGGACUCUCAGAACCGGCAUGGAAAGGACAAUGACUAA
This is a messenger RNA of Xyrichtys novacula (pearly razorfish), 969 nucleotides long. Lineage: Eukaryota; Metazoa; Chordata; Actinopteri; Labriformes; Labridae. The record is from the annotation of a GenBank genome assembly.